Messenger RNA from Acanthochromis polyacanthus (spiny chromis), 2865 nucleotides. Its product is annotated as cytohesin-3. Gene Ontology annotation, biological process: regulation of ARF protein signal transduction. The record is from RefSeq and is a predicted model, not a curated record. The coding region runs from base 369 to 1553 and encodes 394 amino acids. The transcript is spliced from 13 exons. Gene Ontology annotation, molecular function: guanyl-nucleotide exchange factor activity. Lineage: Eukaryota; Metazoa; Chordata; Actinopteri; Pomacentridae.
GUUGCAGUGUAUCUAACGUGAAUGCAGACGGAGCAGCCGAGGAUGGAGCAGAGGGAGAGAAAAGCCUCCGUGUCACAUCUCACCUCUCAGAAAUCACUUCUGCCACCCAGGACCCUCAUUUAAAUCACACCCACGCUGUCACUUCUUUUCUUCUUCUUUUUUUUACUCUGUAUUUGUCCCCUUUUUUCCCCCCAUCAAUUCCUCCGCUGCCAUCUGCGCGCCGGUCCACCUCACUUCACCCAUCUGUCAACACACAGCGCCGGCUUCGCCUGUGUGUCAGUGGAAGGAGAGGAAAUCCAGCUAAAAACCACUGAGAGAAAUACCAUUUUCCGCGAGUUCUCACGCCUUCUGUCGCUGCUACAAUCGACAUGGAUGAAGACAAUCACGUUCCUGAGGAUCUGUCCCUGGAGGAGAGGGAUGAGCUAUCAAACAUUCGGCGGAGGAAGAGAGAGCUGCUCGAUGAUAUUGAGAGGUUGAAGUUUGAGAUAGCAGAAGUCAUGACGGAGAUCGAGCAGCUGACGUGUGUUGGAGAAAGUAAAACAUCCCAGAGAAACAAACAGAUCGCCAUGGGCAGGAAGAAAUUCAAUAUGGAUCCCAAAAAGGGAAUCCAGUUCCUGCUGGAGAACGACCUCCUUCAGCACACUCCCGAAGACAUCGCUCAGUUCCUCUACAAAGGCGAGGGCCUCAACAAGACCGUCAUCGGAGACUACUUAGGCGAGCGGGAUGACUUCAACAUCAAGGUGCUUCAGGCUUUUGUGGAGCUGCAUGAGUUUGCAGACCUAAACCUCGUCCAAGCACUACGGCAGUUUCUGUGGAGUUUCCGUUUGCCAGGUGAAGCCCAGAAGAUUGACCGUAUGAUGGAAGCCUUUGCCUCACGGUACUGCCAGUGUAACCCUGGAGUCUUCCAGUCGACAGAUACCUGCUACGUGUUGUCGUUUGCCAUCAUCAUGCUGAACACCAGCCUUCAUAACCCCAAUGUCAGAGACAAGCCCCCAGUCGAGCGUUUUAUCUCCAUGAACAGAGGCAUCAAUGAGGGAGGGGAUCUGCCAGAGGAGCUUCUCAGGAACCUUUACGACAGCAUCAAAAACGAGCCCUUCAAAAUCCCAGAGGACGACGGGAACGAUCUGACGCACACAUUCUUCAACCCUGACAGAGAAGGCUGGCUCUUAAAACUCGGUGGCCGGGUGAAGACUUGGAAGAGGAGGUGGUUUAUUCUGACCGACAACUGCCUCUAUUACUUUGAAUACACAACAGAUAAAGAGCCUCGUGGGAUUAUUCCUCUGGAAAACCUCAGUAUCAGAGAGGUGGACGAGCCAAGAAAACCUAACUGCUUUGAGCUCUACAACCCUAACCACAAAGGUCAGGUGAUCAAGGCCUGCAAGACAGAAGCGGACGGGCGGGUCGUCGAAGGCAACCACGUAGUGUACAGGAUAUCGGCCCCCACUCCAGAGGAGAAGGAGGAGUGGAUCAAAUCCAUCAAAGCGAGCAUCAGCAGGGAUCCUUUCUACGACAUGCUGGCCACCAGGAAGAGGAGGAUAGCCAAUAAGAAAUGAUGACUGCCCACCUGCAGCUACAUCUGUCAGCUCCAUUUCUGUGACCAGGAGUCCUUGUCUGUCUGUGGGUGUGUGUUGUGUGAGUCAUGAAGGCCUCCUAUCCGUUCUAGCAGCAGACACAGGUGGGACUGUAUCUUUAGCACCACCUGAAGAUUGUCUGCACCUCAAUCCUUGGCUGAUGCAAGAUGCUUGUAUUUAAUUGGGCACGGACUCUCAAUAUUGAAGUGAAGCACAGAAGAAGGAACUGAGUGACAAUGAGUGAGAAUUUGUUGGAGAGAUGGCCACAUCUGCGAUUGUGGGAUCUUUUCAUACGUUGUGAAGAGACUGCCCUCUGCUGGACACAUUAGGAAUUGAAUCCACUGCGAGGAGUUGAAACCUGACUAUCCAUUGCCAUAGAGCUGUAUUCCGGUCAUUCCGAGUCCCAGCCAGGAAGAUUCCAUUUCAUUACCUACACCUCCGUCAACAACUGUCAACAUUUUUUUGUAGUGGCACAUGACUACAGAAAGCCUCAAGCUCACCAGUCAGCUGGUCUGACUGGUGGCCCUCAAGUGACUGUAUCUGUAUAUGCAAACGAUUUAUUCUAGAAAUUCGACCUUGGUUCUUCAUUUACUCUGUAUUAUUUCUACUCAGGCCAACAAAUGGAAGCAAGUUUUGAGAACAUAUAUCGAGUGUAAUGACGCCUAUGAAGUGGCCACAGUUUCAAAAAGCUAUAAUGCAUCAUAUAUAUUGUCAUCUGAAAGUAUUUUAUGUAUUGAAGAUCCACCUUUGUGAUCAUUUCGUUUGUAUUUAUUUUCUCGUUUCACAAAAGAGGCAGCCCACCCGACUUACAUUAUUAUGCAUGUAUAGUAUAUAAUGUACAUAUCGUAUUUUUUUGUUGUGUUCAUGUGUCGUGUAAAUCACAAUGGCUGUAGCCUAUACCAGUUCACUUUUUUUUUCUUUUUUUUAAGUUUGACAGCUAACAGUUUACAAUAGUGGAAGAGGGACCUUGUGCAGCUCCUCAUGGAGCGGUGAAACCUCCUCACACUGUGUUAUUACUGAGGAUCAGAUAAUACAUGAUGUUAUACGAAAGAAAAACAGGACAUUAACUCUUCGAAAAAUGAAACAGACAAGAUACUGGAAUUUUCCAACUGGGUGAAUGCUGACUGGAAUCUGAGGACCGUUUUCCCACAGACAGAUCAAACCAACCCACAGCCAGAGCUUUACUCACUGGGUGCAUCUUUUAGGUUUAAACAUGGUUUGAUCUUUCUUUGAGGAAACUGCUCCUGAAUACUUUGAUGUAGACUUUGAAUAAAAAUACAUGCUGAUCAGAAAA